CUUUCGCUGGGUACGCUGCAGUCAUGGAGAAUGCAUUCCACUCUCGACCAAUGAGAAGCGGCGCCGUGCCCAUGUGUGUAUUGUUUAAACUGCUCAAAUCAACCGUGCGUUUCGAGAUUUAGAAAACUUCCAAAUUGAAUGAUGGCGGCCGCAGUGUCCGUUAGCGCAGCUGCCAGAGAAGAAAGCACAGAUAUAGGCACCAUCAACUCUGCCUCCCGUCCACUCCACGAGAGCUACGACGUCGACCAAGGAAACUGGAUGUCAAGAAAUCAGGAGCACGUAGAGCUUGAGCCCGGCGGGGAAGAUGCGGCGACAUCGUGGCACGACUGUCCGCGAAGAGUCGACGAAGAGUUGACAUCGUUGAACCCUGAAGAGAUCGAGAGUCGCCUCGAUAGGACCCGUCGAGAGUUUUAUAACCGCCGCAAAAUCACAAUCAAGAAUUUACCAUCAGAUAUUAGUAAUCAGGAGGUGCACGAGCUUUUGAGCAACUAUGAUCUCAAGUACUGCUUCGUGGACAAGUACAAGGGCACAGCCUUUGUCACGCUGCUCAACGGCGAGCAGGCGCAGCGGGCCAUCAAGGAGUUCCACCAGCACAUGCUACGCGACCGCGACCUCUCGGUGCAGCUGCAGCCCACGGAUGCGCUGCUGUGCAUCGCCAACCUGCCCCGGGCGCUCACGCAGCAGCAGUUCGAGGAGCUGGUGCGGCCCUUCGGCAACCUGGAGCGCUGCUUCCUGGUGUACAGCGGCGCCACGGGCCACUCCAAGGGCUACGGCUUCGUGGAGUACAUGAAGAAGGACUCGGCGGCGCGCGCCAAGUCGGAGCUGCUGGGAAAGCAGCUGGGCUCGCGCACGCUGUACGUCCACUGGACGGAGGUGGGCUCCCUCACGUACCCGCUGCUGCACUCGCGCUGCCUGUGCGUGGACCGCCUGCCCCCCAGCCUGAUGACCGCCCAGGACCUCCGCAACGCCCUGGCCGACGCCCACACGUCCAUCUUCUGCCAGCUCGCCCAGGGACAGGAUGUGAGCUUUCGGCGCUUUGCGGUCCUCGAGUUCUCCUCGGGGGAGAUGGCCGAGGAGGCACAGCGGCUGGCCGACGGGCGCCUGCUGGGCGGCUCGCACAUCCGGGUCUCCUUCUGUGCCCCCGGUCCACCGGGACGCAGCAUGCUGGCCGCCCUGAUCGCUGCCCAGACCAUGGCGGUGAACCGGGGUAAGGGGCUCCUGCCAGACCCCACCGCCAUGCAGAUCCUCACGGGCCUCAGUAACCCCGCCACGCUCAAGAUGCUGCUCAAUCCAAUGAGCCAGGGCCGUAAACAAGGUAUUCUCGGGAUGGGCCCGCCUCCCUCCAUGCUGCUGGCAAACCCGGCCCUCUCUGCUGCCCUCCUGCAGAUGCUCCUGCAGAACCAGGCUCAGGCUCAACAGCAAGCCUUUCUAGGAAAUCAUCUUCUCUGGGCUCAGGUGCUGCACAAUAAAGAGAACCGACUAGUGCCAUGUGCAGGACUCAUGGGGGACAGUCCUCUGGCGACGCUGCCUCUCCAGCAGGGCCUCCAUAUGCUCGGAGAGCUCCCACAAGAUGCCCUGGCCCCCCUGAAGCCCAUGUCUCUUAACCGAGGCCAGGGGAGGGAUCAAGAGUCUCCCACCGCGGCGGGCUCCUUCCCCCAGACGCCCUCCCCCACCCUCCAGGGCCUCUCCAUGUCCCACAUGGCCGGCAUGAUGGGAGCAGAAGGUCUCGCUCCACAAGGGCUGUCAAUACUAGGCGAGCCGCCGAAAGAAGUCCACCACGGCCAGGGAUCUUUCCUCAAUGGCCACAACAUGUAUUCAUCAGGAGCGAACUGCAGGCCUCACCCCUACAGGAAGAGGCAGACGUUAAGCAGCGCGUCCAACCAUCGCUCAAACCACGGCCUGCAUGGAAACUACAACCUGCGUUACCAGGAGUCCUACAGCCCAGAGUACCCUCCCUUACACCAGGAUCCUCUGGGCCAUCUGUACGAGCAGCAGGAGAACCUGGACGCCGGGGCGCUGGCAGGCUUCGGGCUGCAGCUGUCCUGUCCGCCCGAAUACGGCGAGCGCUCUGCCCACUACGGCUUCGCUCCCAGCCCGCCGCUCGCGCCCUACUUCAACUCGGCCCCCGGCGCGCCGGCCCGGAAUGGCCUCCCCUCCGCUCACCUGAACAAGGCCGUAGGAAUGCCCCCUAUGAGUAAUCCACUUGACUACCUGGGGAAUGCCAUGAAGACGCCCAUCGGCGGUCACAAGCGCAUGUUCUCGCGCCUCAUCCCGUCUCCGGAGCCCAGCCCUGAGGGGGGCUACGUGGGCCAGCACUCCCAGGGCCUGGGGGGCCACUACGCAGACUCUUACCUGAAACGCAAGCGCAUCUUCUGACCGGAGGCCUGGCUGUCUUUCCUGUGCUAGCCGCCGUCUCCACCUCCUCGGACCCGGCGCAGCGCCCCCAGCCACCAGCCGGGUGACCCCUCCACCCGGUUCCUUUUCUGUGUGCUCCCGCUGGCGACCCCUGGAGGGCGCUAGGGAGCGCGGCUUGUUUGCCAUCUGGACAGUUGCGUGCCAGCCUUAAGGGAGUUUUCUUUUUGAUGUAUUUUAUUUGACAAAUGUAUAUAUGAUUUCAGUGUGUUGGUAAAUUAUUUUUAUUAAUUGCCUUACUUUUUUGUGUGGCUUUUUUUUAAUUUCAGGUCUUUUUUUUAGUUUUUUUUGCCAGAUACUUUUUUGUAUUUUGUAAUGAAAUGGAGAGAAAAAAAAUGGUGAUGUUAACUUGGCUAGCUACCCCACCUUCCUCCUUAUCGAGUAUGACUUGUCAACAGGUUUAUCUCUAGUUCAUUUCCAUCUAUGGCCGUCACAGCUCCAUCAUGCUGCUACUUGGUGCUUUAAGGAUCUACAUGGGCUACUUGUAUUAUUCUUUUUACUUUACUGUGAUGCAUUCUUACGAAUUUUUAUUUGAGUCUCUACCACCCAAAGGACGUGUGGAUGGCAGCUUUGCUUGUGCCAUGGUUAUUCCUCACAGUUGUUUUUGAUAGACUUUUCUGUGUGUAAAAAGUUCAGUCUUUUUAAUAUUUUUUCUGCAUUAGGUGUUCUUAGAUUCCUUCCAAUUUCAUCCCACCGGUUUGGCUCUUUGUUUACAUAGCUGGACACGAUUCAGGCCCCUCUACUGACGCUCAUCGAGCUUUCCGCCCGUCUGUACAGACGUCUGACGUCAACCCCCCCCCCCCCCCCCCCCCCCCCCCCCGCCGACUUUGUAUUUACGAACCCAGGAAACCCUCCGUCUCAGCCCCGGACCCUUCCACAUGGUUAUGUCUUUGAACUGCACUUCUGUUUUCCUCUGCACUAGUUUGAGUGAAGCACUCUUCCCGGUGAUUCCCUCUCGACGUAUGCCCUGAAAUGGAGUGGUUACUUGUUGGUGUGAUGGUAUUUUUCUUUUGACCCCCUCUUGUUUGUAUUUAGUAUUAUAUUCUCCCCCCCCCCCCCCCCUCUGCUGACUUUCAGAUGGCUUUCCGGUAUAUUCCUGACCCCUCACCCCCCCCCCCCCAUUUCCCUUUUUCUUUUUUCUGGAGUUAAAGUAUGGAAAGUCCCUAUCUAGCGACUCCGUGGGACAUGGUGGGGACCGCCGAAGUAGGCCGUUAACCACGUAUGCUACCACUAGCUUUUAAGUUUCAAGUCUGUGAAUAAUGGAUGCUGGGCAGCGGGGGAUAUGUCUGUAUGUUUGGGUGUGUGUGUCUGUGGAGCCUUGGUGGACUGUUUUGAUUGUAUUAACCCAUUACCUCUGACCUCGUAUGGGCCUGUAGGUCUACCUGAGCCUAGAAGUGUGUCUGUGCCCACAAGAGGCCCCGUGAUCGUUUCCGGCUACACUUGGUUUCUGUGUUCAUUGCCGUGUUAAUACUUAAGCUUGAUCAUUUUUUCCUUGGAGUCCCGAACUCUUGUUUUCUUCAGCUAAAUCAGCCUUUGGUCCGGUUAUUUUUUUAUUUUUCAGAGUGAGUGGGCUUAACAUGUUUUUGUUUUGUCUGUAAAUUUUGAACGGCUAGAUCGCCAUGAAUGAUUUGAGCCAGGGGCCUUAUGUUAACUGCACCAAGUGAUGCUGCUGUUCUGUAAUAAUUUCUGGUUUUCUUUGGUCUUUCCAUUUGCAAGUGCUUUCAUAUGUAUGGUAAUGGUUGUUUAUAUGUGCGUGUGUGUGAUGUGAGAAAUUAAAUGUUAUUUAAAACAGCUUAA
Molecule: messenger RNA, 4209 nt
Organism: Gadus macrocephalus (Pacific cod)
Lineage: Eukaryota; Metazoa; Chordata; Actinopteri; Gadiformes; Gadidae
Gene: raver1
Product: ribonucleoprotein, PTB-binding 1
Molecular function (GO): RNA binding
Source: RefSeq, a predicted model, not a curated record